Messenger RNA from Salvia splendens (bonfire salvia), 666 nucleotides. RefSeq lists its product as uncharacterized. NCBI's taxonomy places the organism in Eukaryota, Viridiplantae, Streptophyta, Magnoliopsida, Lamiales, Lamiaceae. The transcript has a single exon. The record is from RefSeq and is a predicted model, not a curated record. Bases 1 to 666 code for a protein of 221 amino acids.
AUGAUUGCAGAGGAGAACGUCUCUGCCGUGAUCCAGAGGAGCGACCUCCCAUCGAAAAAGACCGACCCAGGAAAGUUCACGCUCCCGAUUUCGAUUGGAGAUAUUCAAGUGGAGCACGCCAUGUGUGAUUUGGGAGCAUCUAUCAACGUUCUGCCAUAUGCUAUCUAUAAGAAGCUGGGGAAGGCCAAGCUAGUCGAUACUGAUAUCAUGAUACAGCUGGCCGACAGAUCGUGCAUUCACUCGGAGGGAAUUCUAGAAGACGUAAUCGUGAAGGUGAAUAACUUUCUGUACCCAGCCGACUUCUUCGUCAUCAAAAUGACAGAGCCAGCAGCGAAGGAGUCUAGUGGAGUCCUGUUGGGAAGACCGUUCCUGUCGACGGCCAGCACUAUUAUCAACGUCCGUAAUGGGACGAUCAGCUUGGAUUUCAACGGAGAACAGUUUACGUUCAACAUCGAUGAAGCGAUGAAGCGGCCAUCAGACAGUGAAAAUGUGUAUUUGGUGGACGUGACUGAGCCACUGGUGCAGGAGUACCUGGAGGAGGUUAUUUUGCGAAGACAGUUCACAAACUCCACCAUGGAUGCAGAAGUCGAGAAAGAAGUCGCCGAAUGGUAUGAAGCCUUGAACGUUGGCGAAAUGGAUGAUCAAGCAAUUUGCAAGCGACCGUGA